AGAAGCUUUUCCUCUUUAAAGGCGGCGAUGGAAAACGGCGGCUUGUAGGCGGCGAUGGAAAACGGAUCAUACAGAUAUGAAAUUCUCAAGAUCGAUGGACUGCGGGUCACACGUUACUCGGCUUAUCCUGUGUUCGUGCUUCUUCUCUUGAUCUAUGUGUUCAUUAUGGUGUCUAACCUUGGCAUCAUCAUGAAGAUAGCGAUGGAAAAAGCUCUUCACAAACCGAUGUACCUUCUUUUCUGUAACCUCCCUGUGUGUGAUGCACUCAGUGCUUCCUCUGUACUGCCUGGUUUACUCAAAGACAUUCUGACCGAAUCUGACAGGUAUAUCAGCUAUGUCGCUUGUGUAAUUCAAGCCUUUGGGGCUCACUUGUCGAGUACAAGUUCACACACUAUAUUAAUGAUCUCCCUCACUAUUAGGCUUUCUCAUUGUACUUCAACAAUCUCAAAUCCUUACUGUGAUAAUCCUUCACUGUUUAAACUGUCGUGUGAGAAUUUGUUGCUAAAUCAGAUCUUUGGCUUGCUUUCUUCCGUCAUGCUUUGGACUCUGUCCGUAUCAUGCAUCGGUCUUACUUAUAUAAAAAUUGCCUACGUUUGCUGUAAAAAUGAAAGCGGCACAAUGAAGCGUAAGGCUAUAAAAACAUGCAGCACCCAUCUGAUUGUGUAUCUCAUUUUACUUGGAUGUGGUUGCACUGUAAUUAUUUUGCACCGUUUCACAGUUUACGAGGAACUUCGGAAUCUAGCCAGUAUCUUAUACCAUGUUGUUCCUACAAGCCUGAACCCCGUCAUAUACGGCCUUCAGACCACAGAAAUACGACAGGGGCUCAAGCUGAUUUUCCAGAGGAGGAAAGUGAUUCCAAGAUGA
Tachysurus vachellii is the source of this 864-nucleotide messenger RNA. RefSeq names its product olfactory receptor 52N5-like. The record is from RefSeq and is a predicted model, not a curated record. NCBI's taxonomy places the organism in Eukaryota, Metazoa, Chordata, Actinopteri, Siluriformes, Bagridae. Gene Ontology annotation, cellular component: membrane. The coding region runs from base 55 to 864 and encodes 269 amino acids. Gene Ontology annotation, biological process: G protein-coupled receptor signaling pathway. Gene Ontology annotation, molecular function: olfactory receptor activity. The transcript has 3 exons.